Messenger RNA from Tripterygium wilfordii, 861 nucleotides. Its product is annotated as chromatin modification-related protein MEAF6-like. The transcript has 7 exons. Bases 140 to 613 code for a protein of 157 amino acids. Gene Ontology annotation, cellular component: histone acetyltransferase complex. Lineage: Eukaryota; Viridiplantae; Streptophyta; Magnoliopsida; Celastrales; Celastraceae. The record is from RefSeq and is a predicted model, not a curated record.
CCGAAGGCCCAAAGUCAACUCCGCAACGGAUUUAACGUUAAUCUCCCCAAAAUCGCAUCUUGCGAGACGGUAGUAACAUCGCGUGUCAGGGUUUAGGGUUCUGAACGUUGAUCACGAGUUGUUUGAAUUUCGCGCUCUAAUGGAUGCCGAAGGGCAACGAGCCUCUUCGAAUCCAGCUGUAUUGCUUUCUUCUCUUCUGAGUAGGAGAACUAAACUGCAAGAAGAGCUUAAAAGCAUUGAAAAGCAGGUCUAUGAUAUGGAGACAAGCUAUUUACAAGACCCAAGCCAGUGUGGCAAUGUAUUGAAAGGUUUCGAAGGGUUCCUGUCUUCUUCUAAGAACACUGCACUGUUGAAGCGGUCAAGGAAGUUCCAACCUGAAGAUAGGCUCUUCUCUUUAUCUUCUGUCACUUCACCAGCAGCUGAGGAGCUUGCAGCUGGGCGAGAUGAUGGGAGAUCGGACUUUGGUGUCGGUCGACCUAGAGGUGGAGGUAUAUAUGCAAAUGGACAAGGAAAGCCAAAGAAAGGAAGAGGAGUGCCUCGAGACGCUAAAAGAAUCAGACAUUCAAGUGAUCCGGAUUUUGAUUACGAUGACGACCCUGAGUUGACAUUAUGAAACUGUUUGUGAAAUAUGGCCGGCCAUUGACCUUCCUCCAUGAUAUGGCCUAAAGAAGAUAUCUUUUAUUUCUGCAAUGUAGCCAGAGGGCAAAAGUUUUAACGCUUAGGCAAAGCAAUUCCUUGUUGAACUUUUGUAUUGCAUUGGUUUGAUGUAUCGGAUGUCCUUGAUUACUUAAUGGACUGCUUCUGUAAGAUAUGGCAAGCUUUUCUGGCACUGGGGUGGUCAAUUGAUCCUUACUCCUUCAA